This is a messenger RNA of Peromyscus californicus insignis, 4820 nucleotides long. RefSeq names its product CUB domain containing protein 2 (gene Cdcp2). Bases 25 to 1647 code for a protein of 540 amino acids. The transcript is spliced from 6 exons. The record is from RefSeq and is a predicted model, not a curated record. Lineage: Eukaryota; Metazoa; Chordata; Mammalia; Rodentia; Cricetidae. Gene Ontology annotation, molecular function: serine-type endopeptidase activity.
UGGUGGGGGACCCCCAGUGAGGAGAUGCUGGCUGAGCUGGGGGCUUGCUUAUUGCUGGCCAUGGUACUGCUGGACUCAGGUCCUGGGACCCAAGCCACAGAAGGUGUCAAGUGUGGGGGUGUGCUCUCCGCACCAUCUGGGAAUUUCUCCAGCCCAAACUUCCCAAGUCUGUAUCCCUACAACACCGAGUGCAGCUGGCUGAUCGUGGUGGCCGAGGGGUCCUCCGUGCUACUCACCUUCCACGCCUUUGACCUGGAGUACCAUGACACCUGUGGCUUCGACUUCCUAGAGAUCUACAACGGGGCCUCUGGAGACAAAGGCAAUCUUCUGGGCAGGUUCUGCGGCCAGGUGCCCCCACCACCCUUCACCUCCUCCUGGCACGUCAUGUCUGUCGUCUUCCACUCGGACAAGCACGUGGCCAGCCGCGGCUUUUCUGCAGGCUACCAGAAAGACGUGUGCGGCGGUGUCCUGACUGGCCUGUCAGGGGUCCUCAGCAGCCCCGAGUACCCCAACAACUAUCCCAACAACGUGGAGUGCCACUGGCUGAUCCGUGCCUCUGGGCCUGCUGCCGUCAAGCUGGUGUUCGUGGACUUCCAGGUGGAGGGCAGCCAUGAAUGCAUGUACGACUAUGUGGCUGUGCUUGGAGCCCCCGGCCCUGCCCACGGGCACCACUACUGUGGCCGCACCAGACCCCCCACCCUUGUGUCCCUGGGCCAUGAGUUGCAGGUGAUCUUCAAGUCUGACUUCAACAUUGGAGGCCGGGGCUUCAAGGCCCACUACUUCUCAGGAGAAUGCCAGGAGGUAUUCACGGCUGUGCGUGGAAACUUCUCCAGCCCACAGUACCCUGCCUCCUACCCCAACAACAUCCGGUGCCACUGGACCAUCCGCCUGCCCCCCGGCUACCGGGUCAAGGUCUUUAUCCUGGACCUGGGCUUGGAGGAGCCCAGCAGCCUGACCAGAACCUGUGACUUUGACCACCUGGCGGCCUUUGAUGGGGCCAGUGAGGAGGCACAGCUCCUGGGGAAGUGGUGUGGUCAUCGCCUGCCACCGCCCGUCACCUCACGUCACAACCAGCUCCUGCUGCUGCUGCACACUGACCGCAGCACCUCCGGCAGGGGCUUCUCUGUGGCCUACAUUGGAGUGGUACCCAUGAAUGUGAGCUGUUCCCGCACGGACUUCCAGAUCCUGAUCUCUGCCCAGGCACUGGCCCCACUGGAGCGGACAAGGGUCUACCUGGGCAGCCGGAGCUGUGCAGCCCAGGAAGUUGGUAGCAACUUCCGGAUCCAAGCCCGCUUUGACACCUGCGGUACAGAGUCUCAGAGAAGAAAUAACACCUCCGUGAUCGUCAGUGUGCUGUACAUCGACUUCUCCGCUGCAGGGCACGAGGACAUCCACGAGUACGAGGUGCUCUGUGAGCCGAGGCGCAAGGAGGCAUCUGCCCACCUGCUGUCAGGCUCUCACUGGCUCGGGCCCUACGCUGCCACGGCUGAGCACCUUCAGGAGGCACCAUCCGGGGAUGAGGCAGAGGUCCUGGAGGGCCCAGGGACGGUGGUGUCCCAGGACACCAGUGACAUCGUCUUCCUGGGCCUCUGCAUCCUAGCUGGAGUCCUUAUGAUCAUUGCCAUUGUGGUCCUGAUGCUGCUGUAAGCAGGAAGAGAGCAGCUGAGGGACCCACAGCAGGGCAGGGUGGGGCUUGUGGACACGCUGGUGGCCACGGGCGCAUCACGUUCCUCUCCAAGCCCGUUCUCUCGGGAUCAGUGUUCUGCUCUGCUCGCCACGGGGCUCUGAGAAGAGUUUGUGUGGAUAAGGGCUCUGGAGACGGUCAUAACUGCUGUUAUGUUAAUCAUUUUAAGGCUGUUCUGCCACAGGAAAGCAUGCUCCUGUAUGUGUACCUUGUGAGCUUGGAUAGCUGGGGGGUCACCAGUGGCAGUGUGAAUACAACAGACUCAUUCUGUUCUUCAGCAACUCAGGGUACGUAUAAAAGCACCUCUUAGUUUCUCAGACCUUCAUUAGUAGGAAGUCUAGUAUGGGUUCGGGCCUUCCUCCCUCCUGAAUGGACUGGUGUGAAGACUGCCUAAAGAACUCCAGCUCAGCCUCCGUGAAGGGGGAAGAGAGCCAAAGCUCCGGCUCGGGCCAGUGUUUCAGCCCCUGCCACACCAUGUCACUACUGAAGACUGGUGGUCCUGUGCAUCCUAGUGGAUGCUCGCCCAUAGAGGUGGCAAUGGCCUCCUGGGCCCGAUUCCUAUAGACACCAGGCAGGCUGAACAGCAUGCUCAGAGCGGGGGCUGCAGCUGAGGAGGUGUUGCUUCUACGUUGGGACUUUUGUUUGAAUGUCUUGUCAUCUUUGGCCAAGACACUGACUGAAGUUCCAUGUGUCUCCGCCCUUGCGCUGAUGUUCUUACCGGCAGCUCUUCCUCGCUCAGCAGGCGAGCUCUCUCGGGAGUCCUCUGUACCUUCUCCUAAUCUAGUCCCUUAGAGUUGCUCCAGUCUUUCAGCUGCUCCAGUCUCUCAGAGCUGCUCCAGGCCACCCACAUGAUGUUUCUGUGCUUCCAUCAGAUCAAAGGGGACUUCCUGCCCUUCCCUGUGAGGGCCUCUAGGAUUAGUAUGCAAAUCAACACACCCUUCUCCGGAGCUCUACUUGAUAGCAAGAAGUGGAACAACCUUGUUAAUGAAAAAUAAACAAACGAUACAUUUAUAUUCUACUGUUUGUCCCUGCUCACCUUUAUAUUGCAUAAUGAUCACUCAAGGAGUCCUUGCACAGUAAUAACUGGGGUCUCCAAACUCCAGCUGCUGACCACUGGGACCGGGUUAAGAAGAUGGAAGCCCCAUUACAGCACAGUUCAUUUGGCGCCCCAUCGCGCAUGUCCUCGGUCCCAGACUCUGUGUCUGUGAGGCAGCGUACAGCAGCACACAGGCAGGUGUGAGUCUUGCCCUUGAGCUGUGUCUAGGUGGCCAAGCAGAACUGGGGACGAAGAGGCAGACCAGCUGGGACCUUGAAGAAACGGCAGAGAGUCAAGAACCCUUGAAGUGAAGCGAAUUAAGCGGAGGAGAAAGAGUAGCCUGGACACUCAGAGUCAAACCGGCUUCCAGUCCAAGUUCGUCAACUGUGGAGGUCUGGGCAAACAGCUCUACACCUCUUGUCUUGUGGAGGGUGUGGUGAUUCGAUGAAUUAGGGGAGUCAGUUGGCGUAAGUGUUCCUGUGGAGCAGUCCUCGGUCAACCCUGGGGUAUCUGAACUCAGCCUUUCGCUCCCCCGACCUCCCUCAGUUCUGAGUUGAGUGCCUUUGCCCUGAUGUGUUGUGACAGCCCCUAGGUCUCGGUUUCUGUCCUGUCGCUGUGGUAAAACACCAUGACCAAAAGCCACUCAGGCAGGAAAGGGGUUAUUUUAGCUUAUAGUUUAUAGGCCACCAGGAAGGAAAGUCAGGGCAGGAACGUGGAGGCAGGAACUGAAGCAGAGGCCGUGGAGGAUGGAUGCUUUCUGGCUUGCUCUCUUUCUGGUGUACUCAGCCUGCUUUCUCUUUCAUUUGUUUUUGGUGUUUGUUUGUUUUUUUGUUUGUUUCUCUGUGUAGCCCUGGCUGUCCUGGAACUCUCUCUGUAGACCAGGCUGGCCUCGAAUUUAAGAGAUCUGCCUGCCUCUGCUUCCUGAGUACUGGGAUUAAAAGAUGUGUAACAUCACCUGGCUUUCAGCCUACUUUCUUAGGCAACCUAGGACCACCUGCCCGGGGUAUCAGUGCCCACAGUGGGCUGGUCCCUCACACAUCAAUCAUUAAUUAAGAGACUGUCACACAGACUUGUCUGUAGGACAGUCCAUUGAGGGCAUUUUCUCAAUUGAGGUUACCUCUUCCCAAAAGACGCUAGUUUGUGUCAAGUUGACACAACAAUAAAAACAAAACAACAACAACAACAAACCAACCACCACCAACAACAGCAAAAGAAAAAAGACGGAACCAGCCGUUUCCCUGCCCAGGAAGUCUGGACACAAGCUUGGAUACUCUUGAAGGGAGCCCUGGGGUGCUGUCCUCUGUGAUGGUGAGUGGUGUACCGCUUGCUGACGUGUAUAAUUCCCUCACUGUACCAUUGAGGGACCUGAGGGUAUGGGAGGAAAAAUGUUCAAGGAGAUGGCUGUGAUACACUGGGGUUGGCUAAAGGAAGAGAUACUUCCCUAAGCUGGGGGAACGAGCCACGAGCUGGGCCUCCCAGACCCCAGAGCACGCCUCAGCUGUGAGGGCAGUGUCUAGUGGGAAAAGCCUGGAUGGCAGAGCAGGAGAGAGCAUGUCUGUCUUCACAGACAUGCCUUCGGCGUGGCAUUCCCGGCUCUCCAGGCAGCCAGCACGUUGAUUGUCUGUGUGAGCCAUGGGAAAAGACAGUCUUUAGGACAGGGCAGUGUCUCCUAGAACUUAAAGGGCUGAAAUGAUCCAUUAGCCACCAAGCUCAGCCCUGGAAGAGUCGGGCAGGAUGGGCACCGCACAGCUCUGCAGGUUCACUGUCCAGCAAGUGGGACCUCCCAUCCCACAUGACCACUGUGAGUCUAGCCUAGGCAGGAACUUUGAGUGGAUGUCACAGAUGAGAGGGUACUUGGGCAAGUAGACAGGCUGGUCUUGGGAAAACACCCUUUAGACUGCAGGUCAGAUAGUGCAUCCCUUUCAAGUUUUACUCUGACUCAGUGUGACUCGGGGUGGAUGUCUAAGCUCCCUGAGCCCCAUUUGUGUGGAAUGAGGAUAGAAGCAUCCCCCUCACACCGUUAUUAUGAGGAUCAGGUGAUUGAUGGGCCCUGACUCCGAGCAAGAGCUUCUCAAGGAGUCCUCAAAUCUCAGGGUUGGA